AUGGAGGAGGCGGGGCCGCAGUGGGCGGGCCUCCGCCAGGCCUCGCCCCUCGCCGCCAGCACUGUCCUCGCGUCUCCAAGUCACCCAGGCCUCGCUGGGCGCCCAGCGCCGCGCACCCUGCCGCCGGGCCGCUGGGGUCUAUGGAACAUCCUCUCUGCGCCCGCUGGCCGGCUCUCCGCCGUGCCUGGAGGCUGCCCCGAGGCCGGCCUGCAGGCGCAGCGCAAAGAGAAAUCCCGGAACGCGGCGCGCUCCCGGCGCGGGAAAGAAAACCUGGAGUUUUUCGAGCUGGCCAAGCUGCUCCCGCUGCCCGGCGCCAUCUCGAGCCAGCUGGACAAGGCGUCCGUCGUGCGCCUCAGUGUCACCUACCUCCGCCUGCGGCGCUUCGCCGCGCUCGGGGCGCCCCCUUGGGGACUGAGAGCCGCGGGGCCGCCGGCAGGUUUGGCCCCAGCCAGGAGGGCCUCGCUGGCGCUGGUCUCAGAUGUCUUCGAGCAGCACCUGGGAGGACACAUCUUGCAGUCCCUGGACGGUUUCGUCUUUGCCUUGAACCAGGAGGGGAAGUUUCUCUACAUAUCGGAGACUGUCUCCAUCUACCUGGGCCUCUCACAGGUGGAGCUGACGGGCAGCAGCGUCUUCGACUAUGUCCAUCCUGGGGACCACUCCGAGGUGCUGGAGCAGCUGGGCAUGCAGGCACGGACGCCCGGACCCCCCACCCCGUCCUCCAUCUCUUCCUCUUCAUCCUCCUCUUCCUCUUCCUCCUCGCUGGCCGAGACCCCAGAGAUUGAGACCAGCCCCGCGCAGGUGGCCCCAUCCUCGCGGGUCCAGGAACGCUCAUUUUUCAUCCGCAUGAAAUCCGCCCUCACGAAGCGCGGGCUGCACGUCAAGGCGUCGGGGUACAAGGUCAUCCACGUGACCGGGCGCCUCCGGGCCCGCGCGCUGGGCCUGGUGGCGCUGGGCCAUACGCUGCCCCCGGCCCCGCUGGCCGAGCUGCCGCUGCACGGCCACAUGAUUGUCUUCCGCCUUAGCCUGGGGCUCACCAUCCUUGCUUGUGAGAGCAGAGUCAGUGACCACAUGGACUUGGGGCCCUCGGAGCUGGUGGGGCGGAGCUGCUACCAGUUCGUCCAUGGUCAGGACGCGGCAAGAAUCCGCCAAAGCCACCUAGACCUACUGGACAAGGGCCAGGUGAUGACCGGUUAUUACCGUUGGCUACAGCGAGCAGGGGGCUUCGUCUGGUUGCAGUCCGUGGCCACGGUGGCCGUGAGUGGCAAGAACCCUGGGGAGCGCCACGUGCUCUGGGUCAGCCACGUGCUUAGCCAAGCUGAGGGCAGCCAAACGCCUCUGGACGCCUUCCAGCUUCCGGCCAGGGUGACAUCUGAGGAUCCGCCCAGCCCUGAGCCCCAGCCCACAGAGCCAGACCCUCCAGUGGGCGGGAAGCAGAUUGCCCCCCCGGACAAGGAUGAGCGUCCACAGACCCGGGGCAAGCGCAUCAAAGUAGAACCUGGCCCAGGGAAACCCGCAGACCCGGAGGACAGCGAGGAAGAGGCCCCGCCGCCAGGCUGCCCCACCCGGCCACAGCCCGAGUUCACGUCGGUCAUCCGGGCAGGGGCCCUGAAGCCAGACGUGGUGCGGCCCUGGGGCCUGGCGCUGCCUGGGGAGCCCCCGGGGUCCCUGUUCCAUGCGGGCUUCCUGGCGCCCAGCAUGCGGGGUCUGUGCACGCCAGGCACUAUCCGCUAUGGUCCCACCGAGCUGGGUCUCCUGUACCCGCACCUACAGAGGCUGGGCCCGGGCCCUACGCGUCCUGAGGCCCACUACCCAGCCCUGGGCCUGCCCUACCCCAGGCCCAUGGGCACCAGGGAGCAGAGGGAGGGAGACUAAUAGCCCGGACAUGGCUCGGA
Echinops telfairi (small Madagascar hedgehog) is the source of this 1892-nucleotide messenger RNA. RefSeq names its product neuronal PAS domain protein 1 (gene NPAS1). Bases 1 to 1872 code for a protein of 623 amino acids. Gene Ontology annotation, biological process: regulation of transcription by RNA polymerase II. Gene Ontology annotation, molecular function: DNA-binding transcription factor activity, RNA polymerase II-specific; RNA polymerase II transcription regulatory region sequence-specific DNA binding; protein dimerization activity. NCBI's taxonomy places the organism in Eukaryota, Metazoa, Chordata, Mammalia, Afrosoricida, Tenrecidae. The record is from RefSeq and is a predicted model, not a curated record. The transcript has 11 exons.